Molecule: messenger RNA, 4951 nt
Organism: Owenia fusiformis
Lineage: Eukaryota; Metazoa; Annelida; Polychaeta; Sabellida; Oweniidae
Source: the annotation of a GenBank genome assembly
CCGAGCUCGGUAGUUUCCGUAAGUUCAAAGGUCAAGGUUGAUAAAAUUCAAAACAAAACUGUUUUUUUGCCUUUGAUUGAUUAUAUGAAAUAUAGACUAUAUUUAUGGAAGGAAUAGAAUGAAUAGGCUGUCAAACUAGCAUAAUCAAUAUGGCGGAGAGAGAUCCAUAUUUGGGAAACCAUAAUGGUUCCUCUGAGGAAUCAUUCAAUGUAACAGUCGGGGAUAACUCUAUGAUGUCAUCAGUUGUCACGAGUCUUGAUCAGUUAGACUAUGAAGACAGUAUGACCAUGCAAGAGGACAUUACCCAUAAUGCCCCAGGAAGUCCAUCUAGACGUGCACAGGCUGAGAUGCUAGAACGUCUAACAAAUGAAAAUCGACAAAUGCGCCUUGAGUUGAAACAGCUUCAUGCUGACUAUCAGACUGAACAAGAUACUGUAGCUAAACUGAGAAGUAAGAUGACGGCUGCUGACAAGGAUCGCUUUAAAGCUGUCAGUGAGAGCAAUGAAGAAGUGGGCAAUCUACAGGGUGAAUUGACUAGAUUACGAGCACAGCUUGAAAAAGGUGAAGCAACUCGACAUGAGCUUGAUUAUGAACUUACAAAAGUUCGUCGUGAAUUAAAUAAUGAACGUCGCCAAAUGUCAGACAAAGAAGGUGUUAUGACUGAUGUGAAUGAACAUAUGAAGCAGCAAAUCUUAAGUUUGACGUCACAGCUGACUGAACUGACCAAUGAGCUUCAAACAUUCAAAUCUUUAAGCGAUAGUGAGAAGAGACACUUGGCUGGCUCAGUUGCCGACAAGGAUCAGGUGAUAGCAAGAUUUCAAACAGAGACAGAAAUCUUGCGGAAUGAGAAGGACCAACUUGAAGUGAUGAUGCAAACAAAAGAAAUAACACUUGAGGAGCAAGACUCUAAGAUUCAGGAGCUGGAGGAGGAACAGAAGAAGUCAUUGGAGAAACUACGUCAACAUCUAAAUGAGCUGGAAUUCGCCAAGGAAAAGGAGGAGAGGCUGAGAAAGGAGCUUGACAUAAUUCAAAACAAACUAAAAACCACAGAGGAAAGCAUAGAGGCAGAACGGGCUGCUCACCUGGAGUCAAAAUUCAACUCUGAGAUUGUCCAACUGAGAGUAAGGGACUUAGAAGAGGGCAUCCAGAGUGAGAAAGUGACCAAGUCAGACCUGACUGAUCAGAUUGAAAGGCUUAACUCACAAAUGCAGGACCUUGAGAGGGCAUAUCAGGAGGAGAGGAAGAUGAACAAACAUGGAAGAGACACCCUUGAUAAGUUGGAGAAAGAAUAUGAAAACACACGAGCCAAACUAAGUGCUGAAAUUGAUGACAAAGUGAAGGUCAUUAAUGCAAUGUCUGAACAGCUUGAUAUUCACCAAGAGAACUUUGACAAGCUGAAACAAGAAUUGAAUAAGGCUAAGAAACGCCAGGUUUAUUUAGAAGAAACAUAUGGAGGCAGUAUGAGAGAACUGGAAUUUCUGUUACAGAAUUUUAAUGUAGAUUCCAAACAAAAGAAAAAGAAAAAAGAUGGGGAUACAGCUACACCGGUGACGCCAUCUGUUGUGCUUGAAAAUCUUCGACGUACACUGACUGGGUACAAGAAAAGGUUGGAGGGAGCAGGAGAAGAAAUCAAAAAUGUGAAAACAUCUAGCAGCCAUCUUGGGAAAGAGAUUGAGUCAUACAAAGAUAUGAUAUGGGCCAAGGAUAAAGCUUUACAGGAGACGCAAGAAAGCUUGGGCAAAACAAGCAAGGAAGUAAGUCGACUGAGAAAUGAGUGCACUGAGCUUGAAGCUAACUUGGCGGCACAAAAGGUUCAACUGCAGACGUCUCAACAAGAAUGUGACAAAGAGAGACACAGGUGCCAGGAGCUUAAUGAAGAGAUCAUGAAACUGGCCAAGAGAUACAAAACUGAUGAAGAAGGGCGUCUGAGCUUUCUACAUAAGAUUUAUCAGAAAUUAUUGAACCGUCAAACCCAGCCGCCAUCUAUUGGUGGUUAUGAUACAUUCAAAUGGAUGGACUUGAGUAACCUGGUGAAUGAACAAGUCAUUUCAUUCCUUGGCUUGUUACAACGCACUGAAGAAAAGGUGACACAUCUGGAGGCCAUCAUCUCUAGUAAAGAGGAAACCAUUGACCAACUGCAGAUUGCACAUGAGGAUCAAAUGGACAAGUUAGCUGUAAUGACGCGUGAACGUGAGGAAGAACGCAAGCGUGAGAAACAGGAACUAGAAGAACAUUAUGGGAAAUUAGUUGGAGAAAUUCAAAGUCGCUCAAAGAAAACUCAAGCAAUGGCUGAUCAGGCCUGGGAGAAGGUCCGGAUGACAGGGUCAGUACAGCAUGGCCUUGAGCAGGAGUGUGUUCAAAUGAGGGAACAGCUUCACCAAUACCAGAGUCAUACUUCCUCCCUACUUAGUGCUUGUGCGAUACUCAGUGGUGCUUUACAUGUAUCCAACACCAAAAUCCAUUCAUUAUCAAGCCAAAGGAAAAUCCUUCAAAAUUUAGUGAACAAUUACGAACGUUUUAAAUCUAAAGUUUGUAAUCUUAUCAACACAAUUCAAGUUGAAAUGGAUUCUGAUGGUAGAGAACCUAAUCGAGAACAACGUCCAAAAAAAGCAGGGCUUCUGAGAUUUAGAGUGGCGGCCAUUGCGGUAAUUGCGGCAAAUCGGCUCAAUUAUUUGAAAUCAUUCAGCCAUAAGUUCUUGCCAGGAAGUGGAGGGAGUAUCGCAUUGACACACAGUGUUAUGAGGAAAGCCCAGAAAUUUAAAGGCAUUGGUCGAUCAUCAAUGUAUGAUACUCCUCGAGACCCUGUCUCAAUUCAUGAUAAUGAAAUCCAUAUGUGGCUACAAGACCAGAAACUACUUGAAGGAAUCGUAUCCUCCAUGGAUGAAACCCAACACGUUUUAUUACAAAAACAACAUGGGGAUAAUAACCUGACAUACACAGUGAAAACAUCUUACUCAAAACUCUUGGGAAUUUUAGAGAGUUGUUAUAAAGGUCAUGACACACCUCAAAUAGAUUUAUAUGACAUGACCACCCCAAUAGCAUAUUUAGGACAGGGUUUGAUGAGGAAGUUGCCCAAUGUGCCAGUAGAGAGAAAAUUAACACUUCUAUCUUCACAGCAAGCACUGACCACCCUACAGCACUACAUCAUAGACUUCACUCAGAGGCUUCAUAACGCAGAGACCCAACGUCGUGGUAUGAAGUCAGAACUGAAGUCUCUCAAGCAGAACAUCAAUUCUUUGAACCAUGAGCAACAAAAAUUGAAGAGUAUGGAGCAAGAUGUGGAAAAUCUCAGGAAUAUGAAUGCCCAGAUGAUUGACCUCAGUAAGUUUGAGGGUGUCUGUAAAGAACUGGACAAUGCCCUCAAACGAGAACAACAAGCUCAACAGCUGCUCAAUGAACAAAGCCAACAGCUGCAGGAGUUCACUGUAAGGCUAGAGAUGUACAACAGCGAAGGAGCCCAGAAGCAACAGAGUCUAACUGCUACUGAACAUGAUUUAACAGAAACACGGUCAGAACUAAGAAGGAAAGAGCAGACUUUGCGCCAGUUAAACAAGACUGUGGCUCAACUUGAAACUGACAAAGAAAUACUUGAUGAAAAAGUUUAUGAUGCUGAAACUGCGCUCCGUACAGUUGCUAAGGAUAAGGACGUUCUUGCGGGUUACGUGAAAAAUGUAGAAAUGGCUCUAUCUAAAAGUAAACAAGAGAUGGCGCUCUCCAAUACUUUAGACAUAGGAGCCCUAGCUCCACUGUUAAAUACAGAACUAGCUCCCCCCGGUAGCAACUCUGGGAAAUGGGCAGCUGAAUUGGCAGCCUGCCAAAGUCUUGUAGCCACAUUUAUUGACACCUACCAGCAGGCUCUGUCAAGGGUGACGUCGCUAGAACAACAACUGGAUAGCCAUAAAAGGCACAUUGAGACGCUGAAGGAUGAACUCAGUGCAGCAUGUAGACGUGAAUACCAAGAGGAUGAUUUGGUGUACAGCCAGAGAUCCAGACCUACCAGAGACAGAUAUGACCAGAAGGACUCCUUCCAUCCUUUAAUGGAAGAUACAGAAGCUUCAUCAUAUUCACUCCUCCGUCCAGCCAGUCCCAGGUCAAGGUCACUAGCCAGUAGGUCACCCCCAUUGAAAGAGAACAGGUCGCCUCUCUUCCAUACUCCAGCACGGUCAAUACGAACUAUGAGCACAAGGUCAAGGCCAUAUACUGGGAUGAGCCCCAGGUGAAAGUAAACCAUCUUUAGACCAAUCAACCACAUGAUGCAGUUCCGAUAUUAUAUGGAUUUCUCAAGAACCAAACUGAACAUUUACAAUCUGAGAAUCAGUAGUUAACUGUUACAUGGUAUCUCCCAUGUAGUUGUAUUCUUAGUGCCAAUACUGCUUCCAGUAAAGUCUAUUAGAUUUAGAGACUUCAACAGAGAUUUGGCAGCCUGGAUAUUUAUGAAUGAACAUGGAAUGUACAAAAUGUUUAUUGUAUUUUGAAAAAACACAGUAGUGUUAAUGUAGCAUAUGCAGUACAAGAGGAAUUACUGCAUCCUUGUAUUUCUCAGGAAUUCUUCAAAGUUCUCAUUGUUGAUGUUCUUUGAUAUCUGAAUAUCAAAAUCCAGAACUGUUGAUAUAAUGCAAUGAUGAUUAUUCUAAAUAACUGGAUACAGUAACCAAUUGCUCCAAUGCUGGGACUUUCCCUGGGGUAUUGUCCCUGAGAAUAAAACUAAUGAAAUGCAUUUCUACAAAGUAAUUGAUCACCUUAUCACUCUUGUUAAUGAAAAAAUAUGGUACAAUAAAAAAGUAUUUCACAUUUUUUUAGUUAAAUAAAACAACAUUAAAUCACAUUCACAGUAAAUAUAUGCGUUUAUUGUAUAAUUUAUACGAGAUAGCAUCACAAUAAGAGAUGUAUGUUGUAACAUAAGAGACACUCCUGCCUGCUGUAAGUCCAGUGGUCUCCCCAGCAUUAAAGC